ACCAGGGAGCAGUGGGAGGAAAACAAACGCCACACGACGACUCUAAUGGAGAUGAUGCUAAAUUGGCUCCUCAUAUCCACCACCACCCUCUUCAUCUUCAUCAUCUCCACCAUCUUCUUCUUCUUCUUCAAAAGUCACAACAGUGGAGGGCUCCCUCCAGGCCCAACCGCCAUCCCCAUCCUCGGCAACCUCCAAUGGCUCUGGACAUCACUCCGAAACAUUGAGCCACUCCUCCGAGACCUCCAUGCGCGCCUUGGCCCCAUCGUCACGCUCCGCAUCGGAUCUAACUGCGCGAUAUUCAUCUCCGACCGCCACCUUGCCCACGACGCCUUAGUCACCAACGGCGCAGUCUUCGCCGACCGUCCCCCCGCCUUACCCGCCUUGCGCGUCUUCAAUAGCAACCAACACAACAUCAGCUCCGCCUCCUACGGUCCUCUCUGGCGUCUCCUCCGCCGCAACCUCAUCUCCGAAAUCCUCCACCCUUCUCGAGUCAAGCUCUUCUCCAAUGGCAGGCAGUGGGUUCUCAACAUCCUCAUCUCCAAGAUCCGCGCCAGCGCCGAGGCAAACAACGGCAUCGUCCUUGAUUUCAAAGAAAAUCUCCAGUUCUCCAUGUUCUGCUUGCUUGUCCUCAUGUGCUUCGGCGAGAAGCUCGACGAGAAGGCCAUUAGAGACAUCGAAACGGCGGAGAGGAACUGGCUUCUGUACUCCAGCAAGCUCACUGUCUUCGCUUUUUUUCCCAGAAUCUCCAAGCUCAUCUUCCGAAAGAGAUGGAACACGGCCAUGGAUCUCCUCCAGAAACAAAAGGACAUAAUCAUACCAUUGAUCAGAACUCGAGAGAAGCACAAAGAGAAGCAGAACAUACAAGGCCGGGGUGAUGAUGAAAAGGAGAGGUUUGUCUACUCCUAUCUUGAUUCUCUUCUAGACAUCAAACUCCCUGAAGAGGGAAACCGGAAACUCACUGAUGAUGAACUGGUCACCAUCUGCUCUGAAUUUCUCAUCGCCGGCACCGACACAACGGCGACUGCUCUGGAGUGGAUCAUGGCGAAUCUGGUGAAGCACCCGGAGAUACAAACUAAGCUGUUUGAUGAAAUACAAGGAGUGGUUGGGAGUGAAGCAGAGGAAGUGAAGGAGGAGGAGCUUCAAAGAAUGCCUUAUCUCAGGGCAGUGAUACUUGAGGGACUUAGAAGACAUCCACCCGGCCACUUUGUAGUACCCCACAGCGUCAAAGAGGACGCAAUGCUCAAUGGAUACGUGAUUCCAAAGGGUGCUUCUAUAAAUUUCAUGGUUGCAGAGAUUGGGAGAGAUGAGAAGGUGUGGAAGAACCCCAUGGAGUUCAGGCCUGAAAGGUUUAUGGAAGGCGGUGAAGGACAAAGAACGGAUAUAACUGGGAAUAAAAAAAUCAUGAUGAUGCCUUUUGGAGUUGGGAGAAGGAUAUGUCCAGGACUUGACCUUGCUAUGCUGCAUUUGGGAUAUUUUGUGGCUAAUUUAUUUAAAGAGUUUAAAUGGAAAGCUGCAGAUGGAGAAGAAAUAGAUGUUGAUCAAGAAAAAUCAGAAUUUACUAUUGUUAUAAAAACUGCUUUCCGCGCUAAAGUUAUUGCCAGAAGAAUUUAAUAUUUGUUUUGAAUAGGUUGGUUUGGCAUAAAUUAGCGAUUAUGUGUAUGCAUUUGUCUAUGGGUGUGACUUGAUAUUCAACUCUUGAUGAUUAAAUACAAUUUACAGCAUAAUUAAUUAUAAA
Dioscorea cayenensis subsp. rotundata (Guinea yam) is the source of this 1735-nucleotide messenger RNA. RefSeq names its product cytochrome P450 89A2-like. The transcript is spliced from 2 exons. Gene Ontology annotation, molecular function: iron ion binding; heme binding; oxidoreductase activity, acting on paired donors, with incorporation or reduction of molecular oxygen, NAD(P)H as one donor, and incorporation of one atom of oxygen. The record is from RefSeq and is a predicted model, not a curated record. Lineage: Eukaryota; Viridiplantae; Streptophyta; Magnoliopsida; Dioscoreales; Dioscoreaceae. Bases 46 to 1611 code for a protein of 521 amino acids. Gene Ontology annotation, cellular component: membrane.